UUCCACAAGGUUCAUUUUUAGGAUAACUGUUGUUUUUAAUAUAUUUUGAUGACUUGGAUGAAUAUCUAAAGAUUCUAAAAUAAUUAAUUUUGUGGGUGACACAGUUGUACUUUAUGGAAAUGUGGAGAUCUUUAUCAUUGAAAAAAUUAAUCCUUAAUAAGGAUCUUGAAGAAGUCUAAAAAUAAUUUAAAGGAAUCAUUUAUAAAGUGAAGGAAAAAAUGUUUUUGAAACAGCAAAGUUUAUUGGCAAGUCUUCUUUAUUACUACAUAAAUUGUUUUUUGUUAAAAAGUAUGACAAGCACAUUAAACACUAAACAACAGCAUUUAAAUAUGUUAAUGGUAUGGUAAUUGACUUAAAGGAAAGAAAAGCAUGAAAUUGUUUUAUGGAUGAAAAACUGUUAAAUGAACUUCGGAAUCAUAUUAAAUCAAUCAGGAACCUCAAUUUAAAAACAAUUAAAAAAUGCAUUUUGUUACAUAAUUUAUCACAUGGUUUUGUUCAUUUUAAUUCUAAAACGACCAUCUUGAUAAGUUGAACAUAGUACUAUUAUGGAGCAGACAUCUUUUAGCGAUCACAUAAUACUAUCAUGGAUAUAGUCUGGCUUAGUUUUAAGUUUUAUUGUUGAUAAGCCAUGGAUUACAAUAGCUCAAACUUAUUUGGAUUGACCUCAAAAGAUUCUCAAACAUUAGAUAAAGUGGAAUCCAACAAGCUGCUUAAUAACAAAUCGCUAAGUGAUCUCUCUUCUGAAGACCGUGCAAAAAUUCUAAAACAAUUAAACCUUACUGAAUCUUUAAACAAAUUUUCUGACUAUGUUAGCUGCUUUUGCGAUACAUGUGAAAACAAGAUAUGUUUUACAAAGUCUGGUUGUUUUUCUACAAUUACUUAUGGAACAAAAAGUGGGAAGUUGGUUGGUAAAUCUAAUGGCUGCUUUCAAGAUGACAGUAAAUCUGUUCAUUCACUACUUAGUUGUGGUGUAGAUUUGUCACUGAAGAAGAUCAAGCAGGACAUGACUAUAAAUAAAAAAAUAUAUAAACUCUCAACAGGAUCUGCAUAUACGUCACAGUGUUAUCACACAUCAUGUUGCAGAUAUAAUUUAUGCAAUGAGAAUGUAUAUCUUACAAAGCCAUGCCAUGAAGAAUAUUUGAAAAUACCUACAUCAGCACCACCUGGCAAUAAAUUUCCUUCUACCUUAAUGAUUAGUAUUGUUACCCCAUUUGCUGCUGUCAUUAUUCUUCUUUUAAUUCUUGCUUCUCUCUUCAAAGUGUGGAAGCGCAAAAACUUUCACAUAAAAAUUAAAAAAAACUUAUUACCAUAUUCAAAGUCUGAAAAAGUUGCAGAUGAUGUAUUUAAACAAUUAUUUGACAUAUCAUCCGGAUCUGGUUCAGGAUUACCUUUUUUAGUACAAAGAACAGUAGCUAGGCAAAUUAUUCUUGUUGAUUUAAUAGGAAAAGGUCGUUAUGGUGAGGUAUGGAGAGGUGACUGGCAUGGUGAAAGUGUUGCAGUGAAAAUAUUCAACUCACGUGAUGAAGACUCUUGGAAGCGAGAAACGCAAAUAUACAACACUGUUAUGCUCCGCCAUGAUAAUAUUUUAGGCUACAUAGCAUCUGACAUUGCAGUAAAAAAGGAUGAAACAUGUAUGUGGCUGAUUGCUCACUAUCAUGAACAUGGUUCACUGUAUGACUAUUUAAACACUCAUUCACUAAGUGUUUAUGAGAUGGCUUUAAUCAGUCACUCAGCUGUUUGUGGUUUGGUCCAUUUACAUACAGAAAUUAAUGGAAUGCAAGGGAAACCAGCUAUUGCUCAUAGAGACAUAAAAACAAAAAAUAUUUUAGUUAAAAGCAAUGGUCAAUGCUGUAUAUCUGACCUUGGACUUGCUGUUUUACAUUCAAAAGAAUCAAAUUGCUUAGAUGUUAGCUGUAACAGAAGAGUUGGAACAAAAAGAUAUAUGGCACCAGAGCUUCUUACAGAAACAAUGUGUAUGACUUCUUUUGAUGCAUAUAAACAUGCAGAUAUGUAUGCUUUUGGUUUAGUUUUAUGGGAGAUAGCCAGAAGAACUGAGUUUCAGGGUAUAGUUGAAGAGUACCAGCCCCCUUAUUAUGACUAUCUUCCUCAAGACCCUUCAUUUGAAGAAGUUAAAAAAGUUGUUGUUGAUGAUCAUUACCGCCCAGAUAUACCAAAGCAUUGGCUAAAUGAUGAGAAUGCACUUAAAUUUUCAAAAGUAAUGCGCGAAUGUUGGAGGGAAGAACCAACAGCACGUCUCAGUGCAUUGCGUGUAAAAAAAUCUUUAUCAAAACUUUUACCCGCAUUAACAUUAGAAAAGAAAGAGUUUUACAUAUAUAAUCCUUCACAAUAUGCAGGUUUAACAUUAGACCGAGAUAAACUUAGUAGCAUUUCUUACUAUAACAGUGAAUCUGGCACUUGUUCUACUAGUUUAAAUAGUGGAAAACUUUCAAUACCUUCGAUUGUUUAAUACAUUUUUUUGUAAUUCUUAAAUUAUUUUCAACUUCAACUAAAAAUCGUUUAUGUAUUACAUAU
Molecule: messenger RNA, 2532 nt
Organism: Hydra vulgaris (swiftwater hydra)
Lineage: Eukaryota; Metazoa; Cnidaria; Hydrozoa; Anthoathecata; Hydridae
Product: activin receptor type-1
Biological process (GO): protein phosphorylation; cellular response to growth factor stimulus; cell surface receptor protein serine/threonine kinase signaling pathway
Cellular component (GO): plasma membrane; signaling receptor complex
Molecular function (GO): transmembrane receptor protein serine/threonine kinase activity; ATP binding
Source: RefSeq, a predicted model, not a curated record